This is a messenger RNA of Acytostelium subglobosum LB1, 2682 nucleotides long. RefSeq lists its product as hypothetical. Gene Ontology annotation, cellular component: cytoplasm. The record is from RefSeq and is a predicted model, not a curated record. Lineage: Eukaryota; Evosea; Eumycetozoa; Acytosteliales; Acytosteliaceae. Gene Ontology annotation, biological process: response to starvation; autophagy. The transcript has 7 exons. Gene Ontology annotation, molecular function: protein binding. Bases 1 to 2682 code for a protein of 893 amino acids.
AUGAAGGCUGAGGAGAAACCAAACUCUUCAAAUCAAUCAGUACUCAGUGGAUAUUUGCAGGGCAUAUCAUCAUAUAUACCAUCAAGUAUAAAGACAACUAUAAAGAAACAGAUAUAUACAACGACAUCAACUAUCGAAGGCGAGAAGGAUACAAUCGUCAGUACUCACUUUGAUGAAUGUGAGAUCUUGGGUCAAAAACAUAAACUAUUGAAUGUAUGCUAUACGAAUGGAUUACAGAUAUGGGACUUGGAUAAUCCAGAAGGAGUGAAGGAGAUAUUUUCACUCAAGGAGGGCAUGAUCAGGUUCGCCAAGGUGUUGGCAACGCCCUCUGAGAAGGAAUCACCAUCCUCAAUGUAUUAUGGCAAGCGACCAUUGUUGGCCGUGGUCAGUGGCGAGGACAAUUCAAAGGUCACGAGGAAUAUGGUGCGCAUCUACUCGCUAAAGACCUGCGAGUUCAACCUCUCCUACCUCAAGUUUCAGUCGCCCGUCUACAACAUCGUGUCGAACGACAAGAUCUUUUUGGUGAUUCUCAAGGAGAAGAUCGUUGGAUUCAACCCAAUCACCAUGUCCAAGGUGCUCUCGCUGUCGACUUUCCCCUCGGUGUCGCCGAUGGGCUCGGUGGCGCUAGGUCCCCGCUGGAUCGCCUACACCGAGUACCAGGCCACGCAUUCCCCCUCGUCCACCUCAUCCUAUCUGCAUCUAAAGUCAUACCAGCAGAACAAUCAGACGUUUGGCGAUGCAGCUGUCGAUGUGGCCACCGACUUGGCCAAAGAAAUGGCUCAGAAGAUCUACUACUAUGGAGAUAUUGGUAGAAAGAAGGUGUCAAGCUAUCUCUACCCAGACGACACAUCACCCGUCCUAUCAUCAUCGCCACAAGAACAGAGCAUACUUGACAAUGGCUGUGUGAUCAUCAUCUAUGACUUUAUCAAACAAAGACAAGUAGCUGUGAUCAAACCUCCACAUUCCCAACCAAUCUCCUAUCUCACCUUUGAUCCAAGUGGAACUUUGCUAUUCACCUCAUCGACAGAGGGUACAAAGAUCAAUGUAUAUCAAAUCAUUCCAUUCUCAAACUCCUUGUCGGUCUCGCCUCAGAACCAUUCGCUUGACCCAACUCACUCAUUCAGACACAUCUAUGUGUUGAAGAGAGGUAUCACCAAUGCCUCAAUCCAAGGUAUCUCAAUCAAUGACACAUCAAAGUGGGCAGCCCUAACAACAUCCAGAGGAACUACACAUAUCUAUGCAUUGAAUCCUUUGGGAGGUGAUGUUAACAUUCAUACACAUAUCUCCAAGAACAUAAAGACCAAGCCAAGAGACUACAUGUCCGAGAUACCAAAUGCACAUCCACAACUUCAAACACUGACAGCUAUGGAUAGAAUUAAGCUGGGAAAUAUACCAGCAGAGGAGACAGGUCAGCUCAAGGCACCAUCAAACAUCACAGCUGGUAGCAGUUGCUUCCUUGAAACAUCCUCACAGGAUCUCGAGCGACUCUUUGUUGUGAAUCAGAAUGGUCAACUUGUACUCUAUGAGUUGAAGCCACAGGCGCCAACCUCUCAAGACGUCGAUCCAAACACAUUGUGCGUCCAACUCACUCCCGACUAUGAGUGGGACGUAUGCAGGCGAUCAAGGUCUGGUGAGUACAAGAGCUCAACAAUACCAUAUUCUGAGAAGAAUAGUGGCAACCAAGAAGUACUACAAGAUACCGAGGCUAGAUGGCUAUUCAAUGUAGAGAUCACAACACAUAGCCAAGACAUUAGACCAAUAUGGGGCAACACUCAGUUCUCCUUUAGGAACUCAUCGUCUUACAAACCAUCGCCAGACUCUCUCUCCUUCUUUGAUGAGGACUACCCUAUCGGUGAGGUCAUCAAGAUAGAGAAGAAGAAAUCAAACAUCUCUUCUCCACGUCCUGACUUUGACGAUAACACUGUGGAACUUGUAAAUAUGGUCGAUCAAAGCAAGAAAGAUGAACAAGAGACAGAGACAGAGAUGGAAUUGAUGAAACAAUUGGAUCAGGCAAUCAAGACACCUCUGACUGAAUCACUCUAUCCACAGAUUCCAAGAACAUUUGAGGAGCCACCUUCAUACAACAACUCGUUGAAUAUGUCUCAGCUGCACCAGGCACCAAUCAGCUCGAGUCCAUUUGGUGAUGCAUUUGGCAUUCCCAAGUCGCUCUCUGGCUUCAACGAUGCCUCCUCAUUUGGCCACAGCCCCGACGCUCCAUCCUUUGCCAUGAAGUCAUCGUUCAACUAUGAUGAGCCUCACGGCCUUGCCUCAAACAACAACAACGGUCCUACAAUCAAGGGUGAUCAUUCUUAUGGCAAUGACUAUGGCAGCAACGACAAUGAUCUACUCUCGAUGCCAAAGAUCACCACUACCACAACGACAUCGUCGUCAUCGUCCAUGGCACCAUCGUACAACUCCUCUGCCAACUCUUAUCAGCAACAGAAAUACCCCACCUUGCCAACAACCUAUAAGAAGACUUUGGCAGAUUUGGAUGAGCCACUUCCACCAAUCACUCCAUCUCCAAGCAUCCCAAUUCCCCUUCCUAGGAAGCAGUAUCUCGAUCCAGAGUCGUCUGCAACCUCUCCAACUUCACCGACCUCGACCACAGCCACCUCGCCAACAUCUCCAUCGUCCAAAUCGUCUACCAAAUCAACAAACAACAAGAAAACUACCAAGAAGUAA